Molecule: messenger RNA, 5122 nt
Organism: Strongylocentrotus purpuratus (purple sea urchin)
Lineage: Eukaryota; Metazoa; Echinodermata; Echinoidea; Camarodonta; Strongylocentrotidae
Product: sodium- and chloride-dependent glycine transporter 1
Exons: 7
Coding region: 269-2368 (699 amino acids)
Biological process (GO): sodium ion transmembrane transport
Cellular component (GO): membrane
Source: RefSeq, a predicted model, not a curated record
ACGGAAAAUCACCAGAAACAAUCAAGAAUUCAUCGGAGUAACAUCUCGCUUGCAACUUUACUCCGGAUUUACACUUUCAUAAGUCUACUCGCUCUAAGAGAGCAACAACAUUGGAUAUUUAUCAUAAUUUGUUCCUUGCCUGAUUAUUAUUCGUUUUGAAACUGAAAAGACUGAAUUGGUUGAAAACGUGUUGGUCGCUUGUUUUGUUGUGAUUUUCAUGUUUACAUCUUCAGUGUUUUGAUCAAAUCGGAAUCAUCAUCAAGACAACAUGUCUGAGAAGACGAAGUCAGAGAAAACGGCAUAUACCGAAAUGCCGCAACAGCAGCCGCUAACGAUGAAACUUAGCAAUAUUCCCGACACUCCCCAGAAAGAAACGAUCGAAUCGGAAGAAGUCGAUGAGCGCGGAAACUGGACGAAUCAUCUCGAUUUUCUACUCUCCUGCAUCGGAUACGCCGUCGGUCUCGGGAAUGUCUGGCGAUUUCCUUAUCUUUGCUACUCUAACGGUGGAGGAGCGUUUUUGAUCCCCUACCUUGUGAUGCUGUGUCUGGCCGGUGUGCCUCUCUUUUUCCUCGAGUUGGCUUUCGGGCAGUACUGCAGCAAAGGACCAAUCAGGGCAUGGAACGCAGUGCCUCUUAUGCGAGGUGUCGGCUAUGGUAUGGUGGUCGUAUCGGCAAUCGUCGGUAUCUACUACAACGUGAUCAUCACCUACUCGCUCUUCUACUUCUUCAAAUCGUUCGCCAGGGUCCUUCCAUGGGAGGGUUGUCACCAUGCCUGGAACACCAAGUUCUGCUCCCAGCUCGUUAAGGAGUGUAUCGAGGCUGACGGCAUCGUCACCGAGAACAACACUUGUGUCCCCAUCGGCAACCUGACGGACGCGGAGAUGGAGAGCUAUAACGUGACCUACUCCGACGACGGCAACAUCACCAGUUACCUGGACCCCCUGCAGGCUAGCCGACAGAGCGCCUCAGCCGAAUUUUACAAGUAUGCCAUGUUGAACGAAUCUGGUGACAUUGGCGACCCUGGCAUGAUCAGCUGGCAGUUGACCCUGUGCCUUCUAUUCGCUUGGUCCCUCAUGUUCCUCUGCCUGGUGAAGGGUGUCAAGUCCUCAGGCAAGGUUGUCUACUUCACCGCCACCUUCCCCUAUGUCGUCCUCUUCAUCCUCUUCAUCAGGGGCAUCACCCUGGAGGGACAGAUCGAUGGCAUCAAGUUCUUCAUCACCCCCCAGUGGCACCUCCUCAAGGACGCCAAGGUAUGGAAGGAUGCUGCCGUGCAGAUCUUCUACUCCUUGAGUGCAUCCUGGGGCGGGCUCAUCACCCUCUCAUCCUACAACAAGUUCAAGAACAACUGCUUCCGCGAUGCCAUGAUCGUCCCCAUCGCCAACUGUGCUACUUCCAUCUUUGCUGGUUUUGUCAUCUUCUCCAUCUUGGGUCACAUGGCUCAUGUCCUGAACAAACCCGUUGAGAGCGUCAUUGAUGAACAAUUUGGUCUUGCCUUCAUUGCCUACCCGGAGGCUGUAACCCUCCUGCCCAUCUCUCCUCUCUGGGCUAUCCUCUUCUUCUUCAUGCUCAUAACCCUCGGUAUGGACAGCCAGUUCUGCAUCAUCGAGACUGUCACCACUGCCAUCAUUGACGAGUUCCCCUCCCUCCGUAAGAAGAAGCAUCUCGUCGUCUUCGUCUACUGUUUCCUCGGGUUCAUCUUUGGUCUGAGUUGCGUCACCCAGGCUGGUGGAUACUGGGUUAUCCUCAUGGACAAGUACGCCGCUGACUUUGCCCUGCUGAUCUUCGGUCUCUGUGAGUGCAUCGGUAUCGGAUGGAUCUACGGAGCCAGGAGGUUCCUCAACGACAUCAGGACCAUGCUCGGUGACAGGAUCGUCGAUCAUCCACUCUUCAACUUCUGGCCUCUUACCUGGUGCUGUAUCACUCCCGGUGUACUCCUGUUUGUUCUUGGCUUCAACUGGGCAACCUGGGAAUUCCCCACUGCUGGCGAUUACGAGUUCCCAACCUGGGCCCACGUCAUUGGCUGGCUUAUGAUCUCUUCAUCUCUCGUCUGCAUCCCAGCUGUCUGGGCCUUCGAGUUCAUCAGGGCUGGUGGAAGUUUUGCCGAUAGGAUAAAAUACAUGGUGACUCCUCGACCAGAAUGGGGACCCCUCCAUCUUGCUGACAGGCGUGAGGCCAUUGAGGUUCACAGGCAGUUCGGUACCACCAUGGGAGGUGUUCUAGACCCAAGCAUCCCCGAGAAGAAUGAGAAGAACUUAGAGGGUGGUGUAGGCUACCCCCUUCACCCGAACGGAGUCGUCCCCAUGCAGACCAUUGAUGCUAAUGCCUUCCACUUACAAGGUGCUGUCGGAGGAGUUGGAAGCACGGUAUAAGGGUCCUUGUGCCUUUGACGUAGAGACUGUUUGUUACCAUGGCUGCGGGCUUUGCGCCGAUGCUGCAGUCCAUGGGUAGGGAGAUGAGGGUGAGAUGGAGAUGCUUUCGCCUGUUGAAACUGUUUAGUAAGUUCUUCUGUCAACAAUACCUUGAUGAACAGUUGAACAGCCUUUUUGAAGAUCUGAAGGCAAGGCUACAAAGCAGGAUCUGAAACUGGGAAUCCGUCCUCCCCAAUGGCUUAAAGACUAACUCGAUGCCGCUAGCAUCCGAGAUCUGCCGUCCGCCUUGUAAAAGGGUUAUGUUAGAUCAUGGAGUUAACUCCAUGGUUAGAUGGAGAAAAACAAGAUGUGCCGUCCUCCUUGUUACAGGGUUUUGGUAAAUGGAAGAAAUCAAGAAAAUCACGAUCGCCUCUCAGUACAGAGCUAAGAUUCGAAAAUAGUUUCUAUCCAUUGUGACGUAAGAAGUCUUCAUAUAUAGUGCCACCUCCCAUACAUGAAUAUUCUCCUCGAAACUGACAACUUUUGGGGAGAAGAUGCUUAUUCAUUGCAAUUGUAAACUGUAUUUAAAUAUGCAAAGAUGUUAUUUAUUACUACCAAACGAAUUAUCACAAUCAUCACAAGGAAUACUUCACAAGUUCACAACUCAUUGAAUACGGGACUGGUUGAGGAUAGGAAGAGCUGAUCAAAUUAAGCGUACCCUAAAUUUCAUUUUUGGAGCUAAAAUACAUGUAGCUACCUAACUUCCUCAGUAUCCAUACAAAUAGAAAACAUUUCUUGGUAAGCUGAUAAUAGGUGCUAUCAAAGAUAACCAUCAUUUGAUUAUCAUCACUCUAACCUGUAAACAUCGAUUAAACUCUCAUUUAUCAUGAUUAUUUAUAGAAUCUGAGAAGGUGGAUUUCACAUGAAUGAAUGAUAGCCAGUGAAAUCAAUUAAGUGGAAUAAAAUGUUCUGUAAACAGUAAUGUGCAAUUCCAUCUUCAGGUCGACUCAUGACGUGCUAGCAAAUGUAAUCAUAUUUAUUCAUGACGUAACCAUUUACUCAGUCGGAAAUGUGUCAAUGAAAAUAAUUCGUCUUACUAUAUUUUAGAGACACCCCUCUAUCAUUAUUUGUAUUGAAGCCUUCCAACUAAAAUCUACCAUCUCCCAACUAUACAUAACGAUUGCAUGGUGACUGUAAGAGAGAACAACCAUUCACAUACAUGUAGCAAUACCUUGUACAUAUUCUUGUAUAUUUAAAGUUAUUUUAUCUUCCAGCAAGCACAAAGAGAUGUAAAUUUCAAGUUUUCUAUUUGGUUGUACAUUUGUUUGUUGUACUUCUUUGGUUAUGAUUUUACUGCAGAGUGAAUUGAAUUUGUGAUGUCUACGUUUUAACAUGGAAGCCUUAAAAGUUACUGCCCAGUCUUGGUUAAACAAGAAACGGACGGCCAUCAUUGCAAUUAUAACAACCAAUACUUUGAUUUAAAUAUUGUACUGAGGAUAGUUUGUUGAGAAUAUGUCGUCGCCAAGCUCCUAAAGUCCUGACGAUGAAGUGCUGUCACUUUAUCAAGAAGUGUGCUAUUGGAAUCAACUGACAGUACAGUCAUAACUUUUUACUUUUCCGUAAUAACAACAACCGGAAAGCAGUGUUAAAGUGUAUAUGUGUAUGUGAUGUAUGAAAUUAUUUAAGAACUACUUGCCUUUAAACCAAGAUGAAAUACUCUUGAAAAGCAAUUAAGUGUAUAUACUGCUUGGUUGCAGCUGUUAUAUAAAUGUUGAUAUGUACAUUACAUAAAUGAUAUUUAUUUACUUUUUGAAAUAAACAACUGAGUCAUCACUUAUGAAUAUGUCAUUCGCUUGCGGGUGUAAUGCAUUUGAGUAUUGUACAUGUAAGUCUGCAAAGCAAACACGUGUGUGACCCCAAUGUUUAAUCAUAUGUUCGUCGCAUUUCUAAUGAUAAUAUUUAUCAUAAUUAAUAUGAGUUAUGAUAAUAUUUAUCAUAUUUCAUACGAGUUAUUAACGUGAUCAUUCCAUGUAUAAUAGACAUUUAUAUUACUAUGCCAAAAAACGGAAUGCAAAAAUUGCGAUUUCAUAAAAAGGAAAAGAAGAAAUACAUGCUUCAACAUGAUGACCCUUUUCCCUGUUGUAUGUGAAUCGUUGCUUUUGCUUUUUGCUUUUCUUCUGGACAUUAAUUUAGCAUGGUGCUUAAUGCUUUAGGACGCUUCUAUCAAAUUAACCAUCAUAAUAUAGAUAGUUUUAAAAUUGAAUACUUUGGAAAUGCAACUCAUGACGUAACCAGUCGAUAAUCAAAUCAUAUAAUCAAAAUGCAUUACCAGAAAUCCUAGACAUUUCAAAGCUUAUUUGGGGGGGGGGGGGGGGGUUGAAGGCAAGAACAAAAUCUUGCAAUAGAUAUCUAAUGCCAACAAAAGGGAAACAAAUAAUGAAUAUCAAAAAAUCACGAAUUCUUAUUAACUAAGUGGGGGGGGGGGGGGGGGUGGCAUGUAAAAUAAUGGUAGUCUCAGUAUAAUAAGAUAAUGUGAUUUACUGGAUUUAAGAAAUAAUUAUACAUCCUUUUUCCUCAUCUUGAUGUAUCAUUUUAUUCUAUAAUACCAUUUUUCUUUAUCUGCACAAAGUACAAAAAUUUGGAACUUUUGUCUCACUGUGUAUCUGUAUCUAUGAAAUAUGUUAUGUAUUUAUACGAAUGAAUAAUGAAUGUUAUGAAUAUGCGUAAGUCGCAGAAUGUAAGAGCUGGAAUAAAAUGUCGAAAUGAAAAAAAUAA